AUGGAGGUUAUUAGCACCUGGGGAGUCAAAAACAAAAUUGAUUUUCUGUCACUUUCAUAUACUCGUCAUGCUGAAGAUGUACGCCAGGGCCUGAGCCAUUUUGAUGAGAUUCUACGAGAAGCUGAUGGUAUUAUCCUAUCUCGUGGUAAUUUGGGCAUUUAUCUUCCACCAGAGAAGGUGUUCUUAUUUCGAAAAUCUGCCCUAUACAAGUGUAAUAUGGCUGGAAAACCUACUGUACUUACACUUGUUGUGGAUAGUAUGACUGACAACUUAAGACCCACUCGUGCUGAAGCCACUGAUGUGGCCAAUGCUGUUUUGGAUGGCAGUGAUGCAAUACUUCUAGGUGCUGAGACCUUGCGUGGGUUGUACCCUAUUGAGACUAUUUCCACUUUUGGCAGAAUUUGUUCAGAGGCUGAGAAGGUUUUCAAUCAAGACCUCUAUUGGUAG
This is a messenger RNA of Arachis ipaensis, 447 nucleotides long. Its product is annotated as pyruvate kinase 1, cytosolic-like. Gene Ontology annotation, molecular function: magnesium ion binding; pyruvate kinase activity; potassium ion binding. NCBI's taxonomy places the organism in Eukaryota, Viridiplantae, Streptophyta, Magnoliopsida, Fabales, Fabaceae. Gene Ontology annotation, biological process: glycolytic process. The record is from RefSeq and is a predicted model, not a curated record.